UUCUGACGGCAGGGCUGUAAGGGACGAGCGGGAACGAACAUCUUUUGUCAAGGAGUGGCAGGCAGCCGCUGUUGUGUGUAAUCAUCAGUGACGCCAGAAGCUGCAUUGCUGGUGGAAUUCUAGGCACCUCCGACAAGUGCGGGGCUGCAGGAUGGGGAGAAAACACUGCUUUGCAGAUUAGCUGGGUGCAUUUAUUAAGCAGAUCCAAAAAAAGAAGCAAAAAAAAAAAAAAAAUCAACCGAGCAAAACAAAAACAACAGCCUACAGUGGAAGCCUAGAGAUGGAUAAAGAGCCGUGCAGAAGUUUCCACCCAGAUGUUUGAGAUCCUGUAGAUGUGGAUGGCGUCCCUGAGAGCAGAGCAGGGUGCACAGGCUGAACGCUGAGAAGAGACAGCCUGGGACAAGGCCGGUCCUGCCUCCAGGGUUCCAGGAGUGGACUGUAAACCCCCCAGGACAAUGAGUGAGGAGACUGUCCCCGAGGCUGCUUCCCAGCCUCAGGGACAGCAGUACUUGGACCGCUUCUCUGAGGAGGACCCUGAGUACAUGCGCCUUCGCAACCGUGCGGCAGACCUGCGGCAAGACUUCAACCUGAUGGAGCAGAAGAAACGCGUCACCAUGAUCCUGCAGAGCCCAUCUUUCAGGGAGGAGCUGGAAGGCCUCAUCCAGGAGCAGAUGAAGAAGGGGAACAAUUCCUCCAACAUCUGGGCCCUCCGGCAGAUCGCGGACUUCAUGGCCAGCACCUCCCACGCAGUCUUCCCAACAUCUUCCAUGAACUUCUCCAUGAUGACACCCAUCAAUGACCUCCACACAGCCGACUCCUUGAACCUGGCCAAGGGGGAGCGGCUCAUGCGGUGCAAGAUCAGCAGUGUCUACCGACUCCUGGACCUCUACGGCUGGGCCCAGCUGAGCGACACCUACGUCACGUUGAGAGUCAGCAAGGAGCAGGACCACUUCCUGAUUAGCCCGAAGGGAGUUUCUUGCAGUGAAGUCACGGCAUCCAGCCUGAUCAAGGUGAACAUCCUGGGAGAGGUAGUGGAGAAGGGCAGCAGCUGCUUCCCAGUGGAUACCACGGGCUUCUUUCUGCACUCGGCCAUCUACGCAGCCAGACCUGACGUGCGCUGCGUCAUCCACCUGCACACGCCGGCCACGGCAGCGGUGUCAGCCAUGAAGUGGGGCCUCCUGCCUGUCUCCCACAAUGCCCUGCUGGUGGGGGACAUGGCCUACUAUGACUUCAACGGCGAGAUGGAGCAGGAAGCGGAUCGGAUCAACCUGCAGAAGUGCCUUGGACCCACCUGCAAGAUCCUGGUGCUAAGAAACCAUGGCGUGGUUGCGCUAGGUGACACUGUGGAGGAGGCAUUUUAUAAGAUCUUCCACCUGCAGGCUGCAUGUGAGGUACAGGUGUCUGCUCUGUCCAGUGCUGGGGGAGUGGAGAACCUCAUCCUCCUGGAGCAGGAGAAGCACCGGCCCCACGAGGUGGGCUCCGUGCAGUGGGCUGGGAGCACCUUUGGGCCCAUGCAGAAGAGCCGGCUGGGGGAACACGAAUUUGAGGCCCUCAUGAGGAUGCUGGACAACCUGGGCUACAGGACAGGCUACACAUACCGCUACCCCUUUGUUCAAGAGAAAACCAAACACAAAAGUGAGGUGGAGAUUCCAGCCACAGUCACAGCCUUUGUGUUCGAGGAGGACGGCACCCCAGUGCCCACCCUGAGGCAGCAUGCCCAGAAGCAGCAAAAGGAGAAGACCCGCUGGCUAAACACACCCAACACCUAUCUGCGGGUCAACGUGGCUGACGAGGUCCAGAGGAGCAUGGGCACCCCCCGGCCCAAGACCACAUGGAUGAAGGCUGAUGAGGUGGAAAAAUCCAGCAGUGGCAUGCCAAUACGAAUUGAAAACCCAAACCAAUUUGUGCCUCUCUAUACCGACCCCCAAGAAGUGCUGGACAUGCGGAACAAGAUUCGAGAACAAAACCGACAAGAUGUGAAGUCAGCGGGGCCCCAGUCCCAGCUCCUGGCAAGCGUCAUCGCUGAGAAGAGCCGAAGCCCGUCUACAGAGAGCCAGCUGAUGGCCAAGGGUGACGCGGAUACCAAGGAUGAGUCAGAGGAGACGGUGCCCAACCCCUUCAGCCAACUCACUGACCAGGAGCUGGAGGAAUACAAGAAAGAGGUGGAGAGGAAGAAACUAGAACUGGAAGGAGAGAAAGAAACCACUGCAGAGGAGCCUGGCUCACCUGUAAAGUCAGCACCUGCUUCUCCUGCACAGAGUCCAGUGAAGUCGGAGACGAAGAGCCCUGUGGUCUCUCCCUCCAAGUCUGUAGAUGAAGGUACUAAGAAGACAGAAACGAGCAAAGCCGCCACGGAGCCCGAAACGACACAGCCAGAAGGGGUGGUGGUCAACGGGAGGGAGGACGAGCAGACCGCAGAGGAAGUUCUCAGCAAAGGCUUGAGCCAGAUGACCACCAACGCCGACACAGAUGUUGACACCUCUAAGGACAAAACCGAGUCGGUCACCAGCGGCCCCAUGUCCCCAGAGGGCUCACCUUCCAAAUCUCCCUCAAAGAAGAAAAAGAAAUUCCGAACCCCAUCCUUCCUGAAAAAGAGCAAAAAGAAGGAGAAAGUGGAGUCCUGAUUCGUAGCACCCUGGGGCUCCCAUCUGCAUCCUCUCUCCCACCUUCCCUUCUCCCAUGUCCAUCCCGGGAAGCACAGGGCCAAGGAGGGAUAGAGCAGGACCCAGGACCAUACUCUGAUGGGGAACACAGAGAUCGCCCGACCAACCCCUCAUUUGCAAUUGCCCCAGAGAAAUCAGGUGGCUUUGUCAAGAUCACACAGCUCGUUAGUGGCAGAGCCUGCACUAGAAUUCAGGUCUCCUGGCUCCCAGGCCAGUGCUCUUUCCACUACACAACACUGCCUAGUUGUGGGCUGCCUUUGUGAGGGUGCUGCCCACUGAGCUGAGCCCUGGGCAAGAGGGCCAGAGUGGGUCACAAGCUCUCGCUGGCUCAGACUAAAUCAGGUCGAGGCUUCCCCUGAACAAGGUCCUUUUCCUCAUGGGAACCCAGCCUCCUGCUGAUGGAGCUAUCACUAUGUUUAGAAAUCUCUCUUUUUCAUAGGGUCCCUGCCUUGCUGCUCAAAGUAACCAGACAAAUUGACCUGUCCCCUCCACCAGAAGUUAAUCUCUGUUCCCGAGAGCUGAUGGCUUAGCUUGUUCUUCCCCAGCCACUAACCCUGAGCUUUCUUCAUGGAACCUCCUGAACUAUGGUUGGAAAAGUUGAAAGAGUUGGCAGGCACAGAGCAAGCCAAGUCAGCCACAGGGUGGGAAAUAACUGAAGCAAUAGAAGGCGCCAGGGGCUUGACCCAUUACAAUUGUGCAUCUCAGGAGCUUCAAAAGUAAAACCAAAUUUAGCUUAGAAAACAGUUGUCUCAUGCUCAGGGCAGAAAUUUGGGGAAAUUUGGAUCCUCUGUUGGCUUUGAGUUAUAUGAGGAUGUUCAAAACAACACAGGAAAUGCUCUGCCUUUCUAGCUUUGCAUGACACAUGGAGCUCUACCUGUCUCACUCUUGUCCAGCAGUGAGGUGUCUCCUGACCUUUCCUCAAACCGAGGAGCACUGGUCCAUAGACUAGAACUGGCAUCUUACCUUUGGCACCCUCCUUGGCUCCUUUGGGUUCCAACUCAGUCACCUGGGGUCCAAUAGAGGAGAAUGAGAUGAACCUAUCAGGAUUAAUCAGAGACAUGCUUAAGGGUCCCCAGUUCUGUCACUAUCUGUCCAUCCUGGGGCCUGAUAAGAGCCACAGUUAUUGUUUUAAAUGCCAACACUAUCUUUUUGUAUUUGUCCAUUGGGUAUUAAUUAAUGAGCAUUGUUGGCUUCUAAAAAAUAGACAAUCCAUUCUCUUUAAAGCACAGUGUCUUCGAAGGAUAUUUUCCCUUUUUGUCCUGAUUAUUGUAAAAAUAUUUCUGAAAGUUCUUAAUCCUAGUUCUCUAUGUUUGAGCACUUACUAUAUAUGUAGACACUGUGUGGGCUUUAUAUAUAUUACCUUUUAAUGCUCACAAUAAUCCUGCAAUGUGGGUAAGAUUGGUCCAUUUUAUGGGUAAGGAAACUGAGCCCCCAGAAGGAUAAUUGAUUUGUUCCAGGUGACUUGGCUAGAAAGCUACAGAGCUUGGAUUUCCCUCCAAGUCAGCCUGAGUCCAGAGCCUUUGCUCUUAACAGCUAUGGUGAUCAGAAAUCUUUAAUCUCCAAGGGCAGUGGUUUUAGUCCAGCACCCAUUUUUGUGUCUCCACUGCAUAAUGUCAGUACCUGAAAUGAAGGUAGGAAAUUAACUGUGUUCUCCCUCACCAGUAUGUUAUAUUCUUGGUUAAUGUAGACGGUGGCAAGGCCAGUGUGGACCUCUGACAAAGGAGAUGCAAGGGUCUUCUGGUUGGGGCAGGAAAUACCAUCCAUAGUUGGGCUAUUUCUUGAGAAGGAAGGAAACUGACACAUGACUAAGGAAAACCCAAUGCUGUGUCUCUGUAGUGCAGAUUCCCAAGUGCUAUCCCAGCCCCCUCCCCUCCCCCCCACCUUUGUGCACCCCUCCCCUAUUCUACUUUCUGAUUGGGUCUUAUGAUGGACAAUGCAAUGAUCAGGGGCACUGAUGCCUCAGAAAAGUCUGUGAUGUGGGAAAUGCCUUUAAAAGCCAAUCCUUUGAUGCCUUCUUUAAAAAAGUAGAUUCGCCAUUCAUUCAUUCAUUCCCUUCACGAUAUUUGUUACACACCCAUUAAAUGUCAGGCAUAAUGCUGACAUUAAAGGAAAACAAUCAUUGUGACUAGAAUAAUCAGUGGCAAGCAAUGUUAAGAAAAGGGUGGAAUGGACAAGACUAUUGAUGCAGCUUUUUGUGUUUGAGUGGCUGCACUCAGAGAUAUGUUGAUUGACUCUGCAUUCAACAAUUCUCUUUAUAUCCUUCACAGCAGUGAAGCCUCAUUUAGAUGAAGAUGCCAGGGCUUGCUGGAAUUUCAGCAUUGCCCUUGGAAUUUAUGCCUUGUGUCCUUCUCAUAUCUAUCCAUUUGUUCAUUCCUUGUAACAUUCAAAAAACACAUCUGAGCUUAGAUCCUGGGCCAGGCCUGAGGGCAGGGCUUAGACCCUUCCCUCUGGAAGCUCCUAAGUAGAGAAGGCGAGUUAUGAACAGGCAAGGGUGCAGAGGUGGCAUUAACAAGCAAUGAUUUACCAUCUUCGGGGCCAGAGAAACCUUCCUGAAAGGAGAAAUGGUUGAGUUAGAUUUUCAAAACAAAGAGGAAUUUUCCAUGAGGACAAAAGCUUUGGCACGGCAUUCCGUGGGAAGAGCAUGAGCAAAGGCACGGAAGUGUGAAACUCUAUGAUUCAUGCAUUGAGAAAUUCAGUGUAGCCCAAGCCUAAGGUGUAGGGUGUGGGGUGAGGGGUAAGGAUGGAGUGGUUCAUUUCACAGGUGGUGGGCAGAGCUGGAUCAUAAAGGAACUUGUAGAAAGUAUGAAGGGAUUAGCCUCUAUCCUGUAAGGGGUUUGGAGCCACUGAGGACUUACUAUUGGGUAGAGUCAUGAUCAGCCCUAGAUUUUAGAAGGCCUUUGGUGGCUGAGUGGAGAAUGGACUAAAGAGGAGUGGGAUGGAGGCAUGGAAGAUGUCUCAUAAUGAGGCCAUUCUGAAAUGUCCGUUCUAAACCACGUUUGGUGACCUGCCUUAUGCUACAUUUUCCCAUAUGGCAAAAAGUGAGCUUCUAGCACAGAAUUCAUUUCCAUCAAAUUAUUUGGAUAAAGCAUUUUAAGAGAGAUACACACACACACACACACACACACACACACACACUCACUCACAAAGGAAAUAUUCAAAGAGCUACUGUUUAGCACAGUUUCUAGUUCUCUGUUAGCUUGUGUAGUUGCUCUUCCCUUGCACAUACUGGAUGUGGCAUGCUUAGCUCAGGCGUGAGGUCGUGCACGGGAUGCUGUUGCAGCAGAUGUAUAGUCCAAACAGAACCACAGGCUUUUAGGAUGACAGGAGGGGAUAUCGUUUUUGGUUCUGGUUAGAAGCUGGCUGAAAACUUGGGUCAGCAUCUGUCCGGAGAAAAUGUAUAUAUGGGAAGUUCAGAAUUGGUAGGCAGUAGUUCAUUUUGAGCUUGGAUAUGCUACAGAAAAGGAACAAGAACGUGGAAGCAGGCUGCCGUGCUAUGGCCAGCUGAACUGAAAAGAGGUUUCUGAGGUGGUUUCCUUGGGGAGAUGGGCAGGAGCAGGGAGGCAGAGGGGCAGAUGAUUACAGGGAGGCAAGCGGAGUCUCAGUGGCUCUCCGUGCACUGGAGGCUGGUCCCCAGCAGUGGUAUGGGGGAAUAUCCACACCGUGUGACCUUCUCAAACUGCAAAAAGUGCUGACAAGAUACAACCCCCAGCCCAGAUCUGGGUUCCCUAAGAGCCUGCUGGCCUGCAGGUGACCCAAGGAACUGUCCUACCUCGUCCAGGUUAUACACAGAUAAGAAUAACCUUCCUCAAUAUUCCUGUAACAAAAAUGGGAUUCUUCCUCUGCAGACAGCGAAGUUCUUUUUCAAGGACUGGGUGUGUUUGGAUAAACCCCACGGCACAUUGCCCUUAUACCACUCACUAUGUAUAUGCUGAGCCUGAAUCCUGCUCCGUGCGUCUAAUAUUCUGUCACUCGUUUUUGAAUGUGGCCAUGCAAUCAUUCAGAUGUCAUUCAUCAGUGUCAUAACAGAGGGCUACUGCUUUUGUCAGCAUGGAGAGAACUGCUAUAAAGCCACUUCUCUGACUGAAUGGAUUGGAAAGAACCAUUUGCCCAAGAGCACAGUUCACUUCUGGAAGUCUGAAAGAUGAGAAAGAAGUGUGGAGUUUUUCAUGCAGGUAUGCAUAGGGAUAGAUGGACACAGCCCACCAUCGGCCAGCCUGCCAUCUUUUGCAGAAGUGUGUUUAUGUUCUAGUUCCAGGCCAAAAGUGUUCAGAUUGUGACUGUUGAACAAGUGAGAAAACAAACGGCACUUAUUUCUUUCAUGGAGGUCAGCAGAAGACCUUGAUCUGGCUGGCACGGAUGCAGUUGACUUUGAGCUCAGAGGAAAUGGGUCUUCCAUUUCUCACCGCUUGAGCCUAAGCACACUGUCUAAGAUGAUAAAACUCAGAGUCUGAGAAGAAAUGAGAGAGGAGAUAAAUCUAUGCCCUGCACUCCCCACAGAAAAGACAAGACACCUCACAAAUCAAAACCCAUUAGGGACAUCUUAUUGCCAAUGUCCCACAUCUAUUCUGAAAGUGAUAAUGUAAUAUGAUAAGUAAGAGGCCUUGAAUGAAAUAUGCUGAUUGGUUACCUAUCUGCAGAGGUCCACUCACACUACAAUACAAAAAGCAUACAGAGGAGAGCGAUUAUUUCCAAAUGUGCCAUCUAACUAACCUGUGUCCCCUUGGAUGGGGCACACACACAACCCUGUCACCAAAGCACACCCAACCCUGUAGCCUCUCCCAGUGAGAAGCCACCCUCGCCCAGGAAUCAAUGUGGGGAUGUCGGGUGGGGAAUCUUCAGUGGAGAAAGCUCCUUUCAUCAUUUUUAUCUAGACAGGCUUCUCUCUUUAAGAACAACUAGACAGAACCCCUAGUUGGGGGUGUUCUUAAAUAUGUGUACGUAAUGGUUUGCAUUGGUUCAUACUUAGGUGGUAUUAGGUUUUGUCGAAUUGAUGUUUGGUGCCAUUUUCCUUCAAGAUGUCCCCAAGAUGGGUCAUGUCUUUGAGAAACUGGAGCCUGAAGGUGAGGGAGAAAUGGUCACUAUUACUGACACGGGAGCAGGGGGACACUCGGGUGUAGCCGGAGCCUCCGUGUGAGAACGUCCAGGUGGCUUUCCCAGGGCAGCUGCUCCUCAGCUCCUUGUUGCAUCCCCUGUCCCAGGCAAGCAGGAUGAGGCCAGCUGUCAUGUUCAAGUCCCCUAUCUCUAAGUUGUGUAAAGAUGUUGCAAAGGUUUAAGUAUUGGUGGGGUGGGAGAGACAAUAGAAGAACGUAAACUCUUCUCCCCUCCAGCAAAUCACCUUGUAUAACUUUUAGAAGCUCAAAGGCCAGAUCAUCCCUUUCAAAGUGAAUCAGAAGGCGGACAACAGUUGGACUAAGGAUAGAGGGGCCACAUUUAAAUACAUCAAAGCCCUUAUAUAAUGGAAAUAUAUUUUGGGGACCCCACCCUCACCUUUCAACUCCACCUCAUUCCUCUUGGGCCUGCGUUUUGAGUGAUGGAUCUCAGUGGCUGACUCCACCUUUAAAUUCCUGCAACGAGUGCUAUGCCUGCUGAGCCCUGCUGGGCGUCCUCCCCCAGGAGGAGGGGCAGUGAGGGCCUGGGCUGGCCUGGCUGGGGUGCGGGGCCUAGAGAGAGUGUGUGGCGUUCUCUAAAGCUGUGGAUGGUUUCAGUGACAUGUCCGUGUCUGACAAUCGUCUCCCUUGUACAUACACGGUCUGUGUUUAGGUUGUCCUAGUAUUGUAGAAUUUCAAAUAGGGGUUCCAUGUAAAUAUUCUUCCUGCUACUGAAACGCCAGGCCCCGGAUCACGCAGCAGCCCCACAGUUUUGCCUUUCCCUGUGCUAACACUUUUUGAGCCACUGAUGCGCAGACUGAGGAUUAUUUCUUGGGCUUUUAUUUUGCAAUUUUAUA
Messenger RNA from Pteronotus mesoamericanus, 8607 nucleotides. It is a transcript of the gene ADD2, whose product is annotated as adducin 2. The transcript is spliced from 16 exons. Gene Ontology annotation, cellular component: plasma membrane; postsynaptic density; cytoskeleton. Gene Ontology annotation, molecular function: actin filament binding. The coding region runs from base 456 to 2624 and encodes 722 amino acids. The record is from RefSeq and is a predicted model, not a curated record. Gene Ontology annotation, biological process: barbed-end actin filament capping. Lineage: Eukaryota; Metazoa; Chordata; Mammalia; Chiroptera; Mormoopidae.